Messenger RNA from Tetrahymena thermophila SB210, 732 nucleotides. Its product is annotated as zinc finger, C3HC4 type (RING finger) protein. The record is from RefSeq and is a predicted model, not a curated record. NCBI's taxonomy places the organism in Eukaryota, Ciliophora, Oligohymenophorea, Hymenostomatida, Tetrahymenidae. The transcript has a single exon.
AUGGAUUACUUAUAUUAAAAUGAGAAAAUAAAAAAAUAAAGAACAGAAUAAUAUAUCCACUUGUUCUUUUUAGUAGCUUGUAUUGCAAUAUGGAUUUAUUACUAUAAAAUUUAUAGUUUUACAGUUAUUUUAUUGAAUAGCUAAUUCCUUCCAUACUUUACUAUUGGCCAAUUUUCAUUUGGAUGUCUAGUUUUAUUCUUAUAUUUGUUUACCAGAAAUAAACCAAGAUUUAUUAAGUUAUAUUCAUUUCUAUCUGUUAUUUCUCUGAUAUUAAUACUCCUAGGUAUUCUAGUGAUUUUUGGGUUAUGGAUUAUGCAUCCAGAUAUAUUUUAAGAAGAAAAUCAUCCUACAAACUAUUUAUUAUGCACUACAGAAUUAGUGCAAUUAUUUACUUAUUUUCUAGUAUAAACUACACAUAAAACACUGAAAUUGAUGAUAUAAAUAGAAUUCUUUGAGCAAUACAUCCAUUUAUUAUUAUAACACAACCUAGUCUUAGAAGGUGAAACAAACCUAUAAGCAGAGAGAAAAAAUAUAAGAGUUAAUAGUGUAAGUCAUAGCUAAAUGAAUAUGAUUUUUGGAAAUUAAUGUACAAUUUGUAAUGAAGAUACUGAUAUAGAAUAAAAAGCUGUAUAACUUGAAUGUAUGCAUGUAUUCCAUAGCGAAUGCAUCCGCAAAUGGUUAGAAAAUUCAUAAAUAUGCCCAAAUUGCAGAAGAGAAGUUGAAGGGUAGUGA